Molecule: messenger RNA, 2453 nt
Organism: Oppia nitens
Lineage: Eukaryota; Metazoa; Arthropoda; Arachnida; Sarcoptiformes; Oppiidae
Exons: 4
Coding region: 106-2403 (765 amino acids)
Biological process (GO): small GTPase-mediated signal transduction
Molecular function (GO): guanyl-nucleotide exchange factor activity
Source: RefSeq, a predicted model, not a curated record
UAUUUGUGAAUUAAAACAUCGAUAUCUAUAUUAUAAUUAUUAUUUUUGUUUGUUUGUUUGUGUGUGUAUUGAUCCAUCCAAUAGAGUCGGGGAAAGUUAGCAAUAAUGCCGGUCAAAACAUCAUCAUCGGGUGCUCAUCAACAGCAACAACAACAACAGGUUGAGCUCCAGACACUCAACGCCCAGAACCUGCAGCUCAAGACCAACAUCUAUGGCAAUCUACUGAUACCACCGCUGGGUGUCGACCAGAAAACCCGAAACAUGGAGUUUGCCGUCAAAGAUAAUAAUAAUAAUAAUAAUGGCAGACCUAAUAGCUACCAGUCCACACAGCAGCAUGCCAUUGAUGGGACAGCAGUCAAUCGUAACAACAGCGGUAGUCAUCCGACACCACUAGCAAAGACAGCCAGUCUAAUGAAACGGUAUGACUCGGGCUAUGGCUAUGACUCGAUGUUGUCGGUCGAGUCGUCGGCAUCUACCGGUGCCCUGUAUGAGGAGGAGGUGGAUGAUGACGAUAUGGAUCAGCUAAACGAUAUCGAAAGUAUCAAUGCUAACAAUCAAUUUGUAAUAAGCGAGUGGCAGACCUAUACCAACAAAAUCGGAUCGCCACCCAUGAGCCCGAUCUAUGAACCUAACAGUCCACCCAUACUAUCAUCAGCACAACAACAACAACAGUUGAAACGAUCGCUUAACAUACCGACACCGAUACCCGAAUCGCCGCCAGUAGUUGUAAGUCCUGGACAUCAACAGCAACUACAGGAACCGGAAAACAAAAAACGUAACGAAUUUAUCAGAAAAGUUGAACGAUUCGGGACAGACAUGAAGGACACGUGUCUGUUCCCGUUGGCCUUACCGAUGGACGGCAGCGACAUAUUCAAAGGGAAAUCCGAUUGGACCAGCAUAUCGAUGCUGGCCGAUUGUAUACUAAUUAAAUGGCUGGAAAACUCCAGGUCAAUGGCGGCAGCGGCGGACAGAAAUCGCCGUCCGGUCAACAGUUCGCUACCCGAUGCCAGUCGCUACAUGUGCCCGAAACCGGAACUGGAGGGCCGAUUGAUGAGCCAUCCGCAAGUGCGGCUACCGUUACGGCGGACAAACUCCGAGCUAGACUUUCAGCGACUCGGGUUUGUCGAACGGCGCGGUCUGGUCAGCUACCGGUCACCGUAUAGACAGCAACAGAGUACCGAUAGUUAUCUAUCGGCGGUGGCGUCGUCUUCGUCGACCGCUAAAGCCAGAGACGAUAUCGACCUGAAUGUCGGCACCGAUAGGGACUUACGUCGCACGCGAUCGCACACCAGUCUAUCGGUACGCCGCCGAUCGGUACAGUUUGCCGCCGGACCGCCUAAAUCGGGCAAAAAAGAUCGUUUCGAUCUGCGGGUGGGCGGCAAUCUGAAAACCGAUGCCAAAACACUGGUCCAGUCUAUCCGAUUGGAAAGUCCCGUAUCGCUGGCCCUACAGAUUACCCGUAUCGAGCGUGACCUGAUGUGCUCGUUGCCGGCCGACGAGGUCAUGUCGGUAGUACUACGCAAAGGUAAAUCGGUUUCAGACGACAGAAGCCGACUGACAAAAUUGCUGGAGUUUGGCCACGAAUUGAGUCAAUUGAUUGCCGAUAUUAUUGUCCGCGAAGUUACGGUCGAGGCUCAGGGCAAGAAAAUUGCGGCACUUAUUGAGGUUGGUUGUGUUUUGCGUAAACUACGUAACUGGCAGUCAUUGAAAAGUUUGAUACGUGGCCUACAAUUGCCGCACAUUUAUAGACUGAGCAAUGCCUGGUCGGUCACUCGUAAUAAAUAUCCCAUACAUUUCAAUGACUACAUCAAACUGGCUCAGGUAGUCCGCAAAGAUAACUGUGCAAUACUACGAUCCAGGGAGCCAUCAGUACCGUCGCUGACAUCAUUUAUAGCAUUAUUACGGGUCCGAUGUCUGGCCACAUGGGACCGUCUGGACAGUCAUCCGCGAUGGACAGAAUCGCCAUCAUUGGUCCAAUGGUUGGAACAGCAGAUGCUAUCGGCAAUUGCCGUCCAACAGUCAAUGGACUCAGCACUGGGCCGUCAAGUCGACAGAUUGCGCAAAAAAUAUCGGAAACAAAAACAAAUUGUUGCAGUUGUCGAACAAUUUUACGAAUCAUCUACCGGUGCGGCUACCGGUGCUGUCAAUGCCGAUAAUGAUGGGCAUCGACAUCAAGAGUCACAUAUGGACAGGUGUCUGAAAGAGUUGUCAUCGGAUGACAAUCGAUCGUUCAUACCUAUAGACGAUCCCAUCUAUUUUAUUGAGUCCGACCACUUGCCCGCUUCGUGGACACAACGAUCGGCCCGUAAUAUACCGGCCGAGUAUCAGCCAAGGAUUAUCCGAUGCUUUAAAAAUUCCUAUGAAUUGGAGAUAAAAUUGAUUAAAGGAUAUAAAAUGUCAUAAUUUUUUUGUUUGAAUUUUGUUUUAUUGUGUGUAUAGUUAUGGAUAUUAUU